Rattus rattus (black rat) is the source of this 1022-nucleotide messenger RNA. RefSeq names its product 3-alpha-hydroxysteroid dehydrogenase. Gene Ontology annotation, biological process: progesterone metabolic process; daunorubicin metabolic process; doxorubicin metabolic process. Gene Ontology annotation, cellular component: cytosol. Gene Ontology annotation, molecular function: ketosteroid monooxygenase activity; androsterone dehydrogenase [NAD(P)+] activity; bile acid binding. The record is from RefSeq and is a predicted model, not a curated record. Lineage: Eukaryota; Metazoa; Chordata; Mammalia; Rodentia; Muridae. The transcript is spliced from 8 exons. The coding region runs from base 75 to 1004 and encodes 309 amino acids.
GUAACAAUUUCGCUGGCUUUUAUCCUGUGCAAAAAGAAGACCCAAGACCUGCUUGGUUACAUGAGUAACAAGCGAUGGAUUCCAUAUCUCUGCGUGUAGCACUAAAUGAUGGUAACUUCAUUCCUGUACUGGGGUUUGGAACCACUGUGCCUGAGAAGGUUGCUAAGGAUGAAGUUAUCAAGGCUACUAAAAUAGCUAUAGAUAAUGGAUUCCGCCAUUUUGACUCUGCUUAUUUGUACGAAGUAGAAGAGGAAGUGGGCCAGGCCAUUAGAAGCAAGAUUGAAGACGGCACUGUGAAGAGAGAAGAUAUAUUCUAUACUUCAAAGCUUUGGAGCACUUUCCAUAGACCAGAGCUGGUCCGAACUUGCUUGGAAAAGACACUGAAAAGCACUCAACUGGACUAUGUGGAUCUUUAUAUUAUUCAUUUCCCAAUGGCUUUGCAGCCUGGAGAUACAUUUUUCCCACGAGAUGAGCAUGGAAAACUGUUGUUUGAAACAGUGGAUAUCUGUGACACAUGGGAGGCCAUGGAGAAGUGUAAAGAUGCAGGAUUGGCCAAGUCCAUUGGGGUAUCCAACUUUAACCACAGGCAGCUGGAGAGGAUCCUGAACAAGCCGGGGCUCAAAUACAAGCCUGUGUGCAACCAGGUGGAAUGUCACCUUUAUCUCAACCAGAGCAAAAUGCUGGACUAUUGUAAGUCAAAAGACAUCAUUCUGGUUUCCUACUGCACGCUGGGAAGUUCACGAGACAAAAUAUGGGUGGACCAGAAAAGUCCAGUUCUCCUAGAUGAUCCAGUUCUUUGUGCCAUAGCAAAGAAGUACAAGCAAACCCCAGCCCUAGUUGCCCUUCGCUACCAGCUGCAGCGUGGGGUUGUGCCCCUGGCCAGGAGUUUCAACGCAAAGCGGAUCAAAGAGCUAACACAGGUUUUUGAAUUCCAGUUGGCUUCAGAGGACAUGAAAGUCCUGGAUGGCUUGAACAGAAAUUUAAGAUACAACAAUGGAGAAUAGUGAGUAACUUUGAUCAUU